This is a messenger RNA of Amoebophrya sp. A120, 1081 nucleotides long. Lineage: Eukaryota; Dinophyceae; Syndiniales; Amoebophryaceae. The record is from the annotation of a GenBank genome assembly.
GUUUUGGUUUUGCUCUAGAACAUCUGAUGCUUUGAUGCGCCGCACCCACAGAAACUGAAACGUACGACUACCACAAUAUCGAUGAAUGAAAUGCACAAGAAAAUGCGGGUCUCCGGGGACGUCGACGAGGCAUCUUCUAUGGGCCAGCCCGCGGAAAAAAUCCGCAAAGUCAAAAACAUGGAGUGCCGCGGCCGAGAGGGUGUUGAGCGGGCCGCCGGUGCGGCGGUCGGUGGGAAUGGGACGCGGACGGGACACGAGGAACAAGGACAAGACAGUAAAAAAGCGUCCAACUACACUAUCCUCGAUAGCCGGAGGCUUGCUCUGGAUCGCAACUUCGUCGUGGAACUACAGAAGUGCAGGGCCUCCGUUCUUCCUGCAAAGUUCGUGCCAAAUCAACAUGGUUCAAGCACAGGAGGGGCACGACCCCGCCACCAUGGAGGGACUUCUGACCCACCCCGCCAAUCGGGUCAGCGAACCACUGAUGCUGCUGCGAUAUCUCGCAGCCGAGGACUAUGGAUGCGUCAGGUUUGAAAUCGACAAAGUUGAAAUAACUUGCAAUGCAUAAAAUGCAUGACCCGCGGUACGUGUGUUGCAGAGCAGGCAAGUGAGGCCUAUUGUAAGCCUGUUUAGGGUUAAAGCUCGAGCUGCUAAAGUAGCAUGAGAGAAUCGCUCGUCUUUGCCUAAACAGCAUGACAAACUGGAUUUAGGGACCGCCGAAAUUUGUCAUGCGCCACUUGGAAACUGGGUUCCAACUGGCAUCCAUUUUAUGCAUGACAAAUUAUUUCAACUUUGUCGAUUUCAACUCUGACACAUCCAUAAGGACUCCGAAGUUUUGUACGACGAACUGGACAAUUACUACAGCGACACAACGGAGUCAAUAUCUACACAACGACAGAAUUCUACUACCCGAAGCCUACACUCUCCCGAAGGGGCCCGGGAGCUGGUGGAGCAAGUAGAAAUACAAGAAGACCACCGGGAAUGGGAAACGAGACCUACAUUGAUGGCCGCGCUCCACCAGAACCAGAAGAACGAGAAGAUGAACUCAGGCGGACAUCAGCAGCACGAGCUUUUCGACCAAGCC